AUGUCCAACGGUGUGGUUACACGCACAACGCAACGCAGGCGCCUCCUCUCUUCUCUCUUCGCACUGUACACAUGCGGAUUCUGCGGUCACUCAGUGGCAGCCAGUGAUGUGUAUAGCCAUCUCCGGUCCGUCCGCGAUGUUCGAGAUGCAUCAAAUUUAGUCCAUGCCGAAUUACGAGAACGUCAAAAAGAUGGCUUCUUUUCGAUCAAGGUGCUUAAAACACCCGUAGUGACAAAAGCUAGUUUCCAUACAGGUCUUUGUUGUUGGGGCAAGCCCCUAUUCAUAUUCCCACAGUUCAAAAACACGGAGUUCCAUAAUCCCAGCCAGGGAAGUAACAUUUGGUGUGCUUCCAUUCCUACUACGCCUCUCGAUAUCCUGCUUCGAGCUAUGAUUGAAUUGGGACCUAUUGCCGUUAAUGGUCAUUUUGCCGCACUUGACACCAUUAUCCCACUCCUUUUACGCAUCGUUGCUGACCCUAAUGAUGAACUACCAAAGGCUACUCGGCUAAAAGCAACCAAGACUGAUGACCUGCUCAGCUCAAGACAAAUGCGCGGUCGAGUUAGCCCCGAUUUCAAUUGA
Pseudomassariella vexata is the source of this 579-nucleotide messenger RNA. RefSeq lists its product as uncharacterized. The record is from RefSeq and is a predicted model, not a curated record. Bases 1 to 579 code for a protein of 192 amino acids. NCBI's taxonomy places the organism in Eukaryota, Fungi, Ascomycota, Sordariomycetes, Amphisphaeriales, Pseudomassariaceae. The transcript has 5 exons.